This is a messenger RNA of Homo sapiens (human), 809 nucleotides long. RefSeq names its product cytidine deaminase (gene CDA). Gene Ontology annotation, biological process: pyrimidine ribonucleoside monophosphate metabolic process; UMP salvage; pyrimidine ribonucleotide metabolic process. The record is from RefSeq and is marked reviewed. Gene Ontology annotation, molecular function: cytidine deaminase activity; zinc ion binding; hydrolase activity. Gene Ontology annotation, cellular component: cytosol; cytoplasm. The transcript has 4 exons. Bases 34 to 474 code for a protein of 146 amino acids. Lineage: Eukaryota; Metazoa; Chordata; Mammalia; Primates; Hominidae.
CCCGCUGCUCUGCUGCCUGCCCGGGGUACCAACAUGGCCCAGAAGCGUCCUGCCUGCACCCUGAAGCCUGAGUGUGUCCAGCAGCUGCUGGUUUGCUCCCAGGAGGCCAAGAAGUCAGCCUACUGCCCCUACAGUCACUUUCCUGUGGGGGCUGCCCUGCUCACCCAGGAGGGGAGAAUCUUCAAAGGGUGCAACAUAGAAAAUGCCUGCUACCCGCUGGGCAUCUGUGCUGAACGGACCGCUAUCCAGAAGGCCGUCUCAGAAGGGUACAAGGAUUUCAGGGCAAUUGCUAUCGCCAGUGACAUGCAAGAUGAUUUUAUCUCUCCAUGUGGGGCCUGCAGGCAAGUCAUGAGAGAGUUUGGCACCAACUGGCCCGUGUACAUGACCAAGCCGGAUGGUACGUAUAUUGUCAUGACGGUCCAGGAGCUGCUGCCCUCCUCCUUUGGGCCUGAGGACCUGCAGAAGACCCAGUGACAGCCAGAGAAUGCCCACUGCCUGUAACAGCCACCUGGAGAACUUCAUAAAGAUGUCUCACAGCCCUGGGGACACCUGCCCAGUGGGCCCCAGCCCUACAGGGACUGGGCAAAGAUGAUGUUUCCAGAUUACACUCCAGCCUGAGUCAGCACCCCUCCUAGCAACCUGCCUUGGGACUUAGAACACCGCCGCCCCCUGCCCCACCUUUCCUUUCCUUCCUGUGGGCCCUCUUUCAAAGUCCAGCCUAGUCUGGACUGCUUCCCCAUCAGCCUUCCCAAGGUUCUAUCCUGUUCCGAGCAACUUUUCUAAUUAUAAACAUCACAGAACAUCCUGGA